UUUUAAUCAACGAAUUCAGACGUGGUACGAUUAGUGUUCCUGAGACAGAGAAGAAUGGCGACGGUGGCACGCGCGGUGGCAGUCUUAGCCAUAGCAAGACCCUCGGCGUUGUUACCCGGCGGCGGAAAAACUCAAAGAUUUCUAAAAUUCAAACCUCUUUGUAGUUCAUCUUCACCUUCUUCUAGAAAACUGGUCCUUUACUCAAAACCCGGUUGCUGUUUGUGCGAUGGUCUCAAAGAGAAGCUCCAAGCUGCAUUCUUGCUCUCCGGUCCUCAUUCUCUUACCGACGUCGAUUUACAGAUAAGAGAUAUAACAAGUAAUCCGGAGUGGGAAAAAGCUUAUCAGUAUGAGAUACCUGUGUUGGCUAAAGUGCUUUCGGAUGGAACUGAGGAAACUUUACCACGUUUGUCUCCUCGUUUAGGAGUGGAGCUACUCCAGAAGAAGAUAGCCGCGGCCCUGGGAGGACAAUAAAGUAUUUUCAGCUCAGGACUCCUGAGACAUAUGAAAUGUUUGUUCUAUACCUUAAUCAUUUAACACCAUUUUUUUAAUUAUACUUGAUUAAAGGGUUGGUUCCUUUAUACUUAGAGAGGACAAUGAACAAAAAAGUUAUAGUACUUGAUUAAGAAUUCAAGUUGAGAUUAUGAUCGUAUGUAAACACAUUAUUAAGUUACUUAAAACUGGAUAGUUUUUUUAA
Molecule: messenger RNA, 694 nt
Organism: Vicia villosa (hairy vetch)
Lineage: Eukaryota; Viridiplantae; Streptophyta; Magnoliopsida; Fabales; Fabaceae
Exons: 3
Coding region: 55-471 (138 amino acids)
Source: RefSeq, a predicted model, not a curated record